Molecule: messenger RNA, 4551 nt
Organism: Necator americanus (New World hookworm)
Lineage: Eukaryota; Metazoa; Nematoda; Chromadorea; Rhabditida; Ancylostomatidae
Exons: 34
Coding region: 1-4551 (1516 amino acids)
Biological process (GO): vesicle-mediated transport; signal transduction
Cellular component (GO): cytosol; endocytic vesicle
Molecular function (GO): small GTPase binding; guanyl-nucleotide exchange factor activity
Source: RefSeq, a predicted model, not a curated record
AUGAGCAUCGUGCACGAGUCCGCUGGCCCUUUACUUGCUCCUGAAAUGGUGGACAAUCCGUCAUCUCAGUCUUCAACACUAGAAGACGUACCUGCAAUCACUGCCGUCCCCGUCCCGAAACCGAGGACAAUUAAAUCGUCAGCUAAAGUGUCUUUGAAGCCGGUGCCACCUACACGAAAACCUCUCGCCUCAUCGUUUGUGAAUGUUCGAAAUGCUCCGCUCGAUAGGGAUCCUGUCGACGUUAUUGUUGAUGUAAAUAACGGUCUUUGGAGAAAUGUUCGAAUUGAAGAUAUGGAUGUGGCAUUGAUCAACGGCGAUCCUUCAACAGCUCAGAAAACAGUGUCUGAUGAGAAGAAGCAGCGGCAAAAAGAAAAGAAAUCUGGAUAUGAGAAUGAGUGUGAAAACGACUCAAUUAGUGUUCAAAUGGAGGAUAUAACAUCGGAUGAGGCGACACAACCACAUAAAGCAUACGCUUCGAAGAGCUACGAAUCCGACGAAACAGCCUCUAACCUUGGCGAGAAUAUGAUGAUAAAAGGCCCGGAAUGGGUUGUCCCGCAAGAGUACUCCAGCAGCCCAAUCGUAAAAGAAUUGGCUGAAUCUUGCGAGGAGCGUCCUCGUCCUCCAUCACUAUCCAAUUAUGCCGGAACUCUCAAAAUGCCUUCGCCAACGGUAAGGUCGACACCUCGGCAGGAGAAAAAAGCCUCUCUCCUUGAGCAGAUAGUACGCAGCCAUCCAAUAUGGUAUCUGCAGCAUAUCGGGAGACCAACCGCCACACAUCUUUUGAGGCAAAUGGAACCAGGGAAUUUCAUCGUCCGCGCAUCAUCAAAAGCUGGCUGUAUGGCAAUAUCGGUCCGAUUGUCAGAUGAUCAUGAAAUGCACACGGAUCACUAUAUAAUCGAGUAUGGGACAAGAGGAAGCGUUAUUCGACUAGAAAGCAGCCCAUUCUGGUUCCGAUCGUUACCUUUGCUUAUUGAACAUUACUGCUUGCAUUCAGAAGAGUUGCAAGUUCGUCUACGACUCCCUCGUGCAGUAUUGGCUUGUAAAACUACCAAAGAGCUGCAGUCAGUGGCUUUAAUGGGACAAGAUUUCUGGACCAGCGAAACAGCUUUUGUGAGGCCGACCUCACGUGCUCCACAAAUGAACAGCCAGUCUACGUCGUUUAUGAAUCUGGACGACUGUCUACCGAAAACUAGACCAUCAAUGCAGUCACCUCCAUCGUACGCUACGACUAUCACCAAAUCCUCGCAAUCCAAGAAACGACCGUCAUCCGGUAGAGCGGUGGAUUUUUCCGGUUUUUCAACAACACUUGGAAAUACCGAUGUUCACACAGAAACCACUGACACGCAAAGUGAUGUUAGCACCAAUUCGCCGCCGAUGAAACACGAUCGGACGGACGCGACACCUGUUGUUUCUGAUCAUAUUUCACGCUCAGAACGAAGAAGUCAAUCUGUUAGAACUAAAAGCGUAAACCCUCCGUCUACUGGUGGUGCAUCGUCAACUGGACGGAAAUCAUUCCUGAAGUCGUUGUUCUUCGGUGGCGGAUCGAAUUCGUCCCAAAAUCGUCGUGCACCGAUCAACCAACUGGCACAGUGUCAAUAUUUUGUCCCACUUGAGAAAGAGGCAAUACGCAGUUCAAAGUCCGCGUUCGAGAUUGGUUCGCCUUUAAAUAAAUCGCGACCCAACGACUGGCUGAAGAAACACGACAAUGCGAUGAGUACAUUCAAGCCAUCCUAUGAAGAAGUGGUGCUAUCAGCCCGAGUUUGCCCGCUGCCAAUGCGGAGGGAACGCAGUGACCUUUGUCCAUCGUCAGUUAUGCGAUUGGCAAAACAUACAGAACGUAGUCCAGGACCCACCUGUGCAAUGAGCAUUGGUCUGAGAUCCAAUCAUGAGCCGACAAAACGUCAGCCAUUAAGACCGCCAGAUACGGCUCGAGAUCCAACAGUAAUCAGUAACUGUAUUGAUGAACUAAGAAGAAGAAGACUGCAGUCAACUACAGAUAUGUUGAAUCCUGGAGCGGAGAAACCAAGAAGCCCAUCUGCCAGCCCACAGGUGUCGAUGAGACAACGCAAUAAUUUUGGGGGGAAUGGACGAGAAGUGCUAGAUUCGGUUAGUGCCAAAAUUCAUGUUCCACGGCGUGACCAUCGAAUGUCUGUCCCGAACUUGUCACCAGAACCGUCAAGUGCGGUCGUGCAGUCAGCGAAAGCUCUUAGAGAAAAAUUGGGUCGGAAUGGAGACGGCGAACUUUCGACAAUAAACGAAGGUUUGAUAACUCCGGUUAUACGUCGAAAACAAUUCAAUCAACAGACAGCAAUGACAUGCAACGUCAACGGCGCUCCAUCAGAAAGAAACAGCCAGAAUUCUGGUCACUUGAAAAAUGUCAACAACGGAAACACAAGAAAUGGCCCAACUUCAUUAGUUACGCGUGGACGAGAAGCACUAGAGGCGUUAUUUGUUCAACAGCAACAGAAAAGUUCAGAGCUGAGCAACGGAGGGCUUGGAAGACGGUUCAACAGUGAACGUGUACGUAGUGGACGUGAAAGCGAACUUGCUUGGCGACGUGCAAAUCAUAACAGCCCGGAGAAGAAACCUGGAGUUGUGGCGGAAGCAGCGUCGAAGCGUGGUUCGUGCUUCUUCUCGAAUCAGCCGAGCUCAAGCUGGUCGGCUAUCAAUUCGGAGCUCAAGAAUAAGCAAAAAAUUGCCAAGGUCCGUCCAACACUCCAAACUCGAGUGGCCACGUCUAAAAUGACAGCCGAUGUAGUUAAUGGAGGAAUCUCAAAAAACUCCGAAUAUGCUCAAUUGAGCGAUUUUAGCAGUCUGGAAGUGCCGAAGCCAGAUUUCAAACGAGACGAGGAUAAUGUGAGUGUCGCUGGAACGAUUUUCAACGAACCGUGGGAUUCGAAUGUUUGGGAGAAUCUGCUCGAUUUGGCUAGUCAUGGUGAUGAAGGCUUAUCACCAAGCGCUCGUCAACUCGCAGAAACAAUUCAUGAGGAAGAUUCUGAUUCGGAUCGUACUCCUGGUGGAUCAACACAAAUGCAUGAAUCUGAUGAUGAACUGGACGAAGAGAUGUGGGCAUCAAUGACAGCAUCAGCGCGGAGAACUUUGCCGUCAGAUAGAGUUACGUGCAAAGCGUGGGAGAAUGACGAUACUGUCAGCAACUACGGUACUCUUGACAGCCUUGUCGAUCACUCUUUUUCUGGAACUCUACGAAAGACGGAACGUCGAGCGCAAACUCCACCUCAUUCAAUGCAUUCGCUUCCACGAGCAAUCUCACGAUUUUCGCAACAAGUUGGUUCUUUGGAUGAUCUUCCACUCUCUCUACCUGCUCUUUCACCAAAUCUGAACGCUGAGCGGAAGUCGAGCCAAGCAGAAUCCAGCACAGCGUUGCAAUCCUACGUGGAAAGACUUGCCGAAGAUGAAAGCACCGUAUUUGGUGCGACCUUGAAACGAUUUAUUGAAUGUACCGUACAAAGUGAGGAGGCAGAUCCUAGUGUGGUUGUACGAAAUGUGAGACAAUUCAUCAACGGCAUCAAGAAUUACCUAGUGAAACAUGGAGAAGGUGAUCUGCACGCGCUGAUCGAUCAGGAGAGUGCACACCUGAACGCGAAUCAGAUCCUCAACAUUGAUGCUAUUCUGGAAGCUGUGCUACAUAAGUUGCUCUUAAAGCGAGUUAAACCUCAUCUUUACCAUGUGAUGGUAAAGGAGAAUUCGAGAGUCGGUGGCUUACAAGCUUUGUCAGCCAAUAUUAGCUAUGUUAGAACAUUGUCUCUGAGUGAUUUGGGCUUCUCAAAUGCUGACCAGAUGGUCAACCCAUCUCCUUCCAUAAUGGAACAAAUCAAGAUCUGCCUUCGGAAGAUGCAACAUCACUAUUCUCCUUUGAAGAAACUUGAAAAUCUACUCAGAGCCAUCAACAUUGUGAUGUCAGCGCAAUCGAAUGGCGAUGAUAAACCGUCAUCCCAGAAAACAAUGGCAGCUGAUGAUCUAGUUCGAUGGCUUGUGUACAUUUUGGCUCGAACAUCGACUGUCGGCUGUGAAGUAGAGGCUUGGUACAUGUGGGAACUGCUACCACAACAGAUGAUUACGAAGGGUGAUGCAGCAUAUUACCUGACAGCGUUGUUCUCAGCUAUACAUAUUCUGAAGAGCAUUGAUGCAAUCAAGAAACUCGCCGAGAAGGACGAAGAUAUGAUGAAUAGCGUGGACCUCUCCCGGCAAAUGUGUUCUCCAACAUCUUCCUCUGCAUCGGAUGCAUUUGUGAGGGUGGCUAUACCAGAUGAGAUUGCUGGCUGUAUAAGAUACGCAACGUUCCCCGGUGUGCCACAGAUGACUACGGGAAAAUUAUGCCGAGUAAUUGCUCAUCAGCAAGGCAUCACAAAUCCUGAAGAUCAUGGCUUGUAUUUGAUUGUGAACGGUUUCGAGUCGUGCUUGCUGCCACAUGAGUGCCCGGACGCAAUCCGUGAUAACCUUCGAAGUACCGGAAAACCGCAUCUGUUCGCCUACAAACGCCAUGACGCAAAGAUCGGUUGGCCGCGUCAGGUGAUGUCGACGCCGGGUUAG